AUGUGGUUAUUCAACAGAAAAGGGCCGUCUGGGUUUUCAGCUAGUUCUACAGCUGAAGAAGUCACACAAGAAAUUGAUGGGUCUGGUCUCACUGCCAUUGUUACAGGAGCUGCAAGUGGUAUUGGAGCGGAAACUGCAAGGGUUCUUGCAUUACGUGGAGUCCAUGUAAUCAUGGCCGUCAGAAACCUCUCUGUCGGUAAUGAGGUCAAAGAAACAAUUAUUAAAGAAGUUCCGAAAGCCAGAAUUGAUGCCAUGGAGUUGGAUCUCAGUUCAAUCACAUCAGUAAGGAAGUUCGCUUCAGAGUUCAAUUCCUUGGGCCUUCCUCUAAAUGUACUCGUUAACAAUGCAGGAAUUAUGGCAAUGCCUUUCAUGCUUUCCAAAGACAACAUAGAGCUGCAGUUUGCGACAAACCAUGUGGGACAUUUUCUUUUGACUAAUUUAUUGCUUGAAACUAUGAAGAAAACAGCGUGUAAAAGUAGUCAAGAGGGCAGGGUCAUUAAUGUUUCGUCACGGCGGCACAAGUUUUCUUACCCUGAAGGAAUCCGCUUCAGUAAGAUUAAUGAUCGAACGGGAUACAACAGUCUAUCUGCAUAUGGACAAUCAAAGUUAGCUAAUGUGCUGCAUGCUAAUGAACUAGCCAGGCGUUUGCAGGAAGAAAAGGUGGAGAUAACAGCUAACUCGCUUCAUCCUGGGGCAAUUGCCACCAAUCUUUUUCGUCAUCACAGCUUUGUCAGUGUCAUUGUUGAUGCUCUUGGCAAGCAUGUGAUGAAAAAUGUUCAGCAGGGGGCAGCAACGACGUGCUAUGUGGCACUGCAUCCGGAUGUUAAAGGCAUGAAUGGUAGAUACUACGCGAACUGUAACCUGGCAGAAGUUAGCUCACAAGCUAAUGAUCUUGAAUUAGCAAAAAAGUUCUGGGAUUUUACCGCUACUCUUAUUGACCAAUGUAAAACUUAG
Messenger RNA from Fraxinus pennsylvanica, 954 nucleotides. The record is from the annotation of a GenBank genome assembly. Lineage: Eukaryota; Viridiplantae; Streptophyta; Magnoliopsida; Lamiales; Oleaceae.